AUGGGAAGUCCGGUGCAAGUGUACGGACCAGCCUUAUCCCCGGCGGUUUCCAGAGUGUUGACAUGUCUCAACGAGAAAGACGUUCAAUUUCAACUCGUUCCUGUCGACAUGUCCAAAGGAGAACAUCGAAGCCCUAAUUUCCUCAAAAUCCAUCCAUUUGCCCAAGUACCUGCAUUUCAAGAUGACCACAUUUCCCUCUUCGAGUCUAGAGCCAUAUGCCGGUAUGUUUGUGAGAAACACAUAGAGAAAGGAAACAGGGAACUGUACGGUACAAACCCACUGGCAAAGGCAUCUAUAGAUCAAUGGUUGGAGGCUGAAGGACAGAGCUUCAACCCACCCUCUUCAACUCUGGUGUUUCAGCUUGCUUUUGCUCCUCGAAUGAAGGUCGAGCAGGACGAAGGAGCAAUCCAACAGAGUAAAGAAAAGCUCAGGAAAGUGCUUGAUGUGUACGAUAGGAAGCUUGGGGAAACUCGUUACUUGGCCGGUGACGAGUUCACACUCGCAGAUCUUUCACAUCUUCCCAAUAUUCAUUACUUGGUGAGUACUGAUGAUGAUACGGCUUCUCUGUUCACUUCUGAGAGAGAGAACGUGAGGAGGUGGUGGACGGAGAUAUCCACUCGUCAGUCAUGGAAAAAGGUUUUGGAUUUGUACCCAAAACCUUGA
Messenger RNA from Lathyrus sativus (Indian pea), 663 nucleotides. Lineage: Eukaryota; Viridiplantae; Streptophyta; Magnoliopsida; Fabales; Fabaceae. The record is from the annotation of a GenBank genome assembly.